Molecule: messenger RNA, 3212 nt
Organism: Hippocampus zosterae (dwarf seahorse)
Lineage: Eukaryota; Metazoa; Chordata; Actinopteri; Syngnathiformes; Syngnathidae
Gene: slc45a1
Product: solute carrier family 45 member 1
Exons: 9
Coding region: 258-2639 (793 amino acids)
Biological process (GO): transmembrane transport
Cellular component (GO): membrane
Molecular function (GO): sucrose:proton symporter activity
Source: RefSeq, a predicted model, not a curated record
UGUUGAAAACGCAAAGACAGACGUGCGGCGGUGCUGAUGUUGCAGCGGGUGUGUGACGUCACGGAAGAGACCGGCAGGAAGAGGCUGGGGGCAGGAGGGGCGGCAGUUAAAGGGAGUGACUGCAUCAAAGGAACCUAACAGCACCUAGCAUGGCUCCCGUAAUCCAUCUGACACCUCUUUUUAUAAACCACCAUGGUCGCUCUGUAGGCGUCGCGCGGCUAUAAAGCCUGACAAGAGUAAGCUGCGUUGAGAGCGAUAUGUCAUCUCCGGGCAUGGGUACCCCCAGCGAUCCCCUCCUGGCCAGUCCCGGCAUGGGGAGGCUACCCUCGACUCAAGAUGGACUCUGGAGGAGCUCGUUGCCCAAGACGGCAAGCUUCCCAACAUCCUCCACCCGACUCCUCAGUCACCGUGCCAACAACUUCCAGCGGCAGCCUAAGCGGCGGAAGCUGAUCCGACCUUCCCCCCCUCCGCCACCCAACACGCCGUGUCCCCUGGACAGGCUAGACCUCAGCGAGCUGCCCCCAAGACGUGCCUUCCAGGACCUACUCUUCAACGGUUGCAUCUUGUUCGGGAUCGAAUUCAGCUACGCCAUGGAGACGGCUUAUGUGACACCCGUGCUUCUGCAGAUGGGCCUGCCUGACCAGUUCUACAGCUUGGUGUGGUUUAUUAGCCCCAUUCUUGGAUUCCUGGUUCAGCCUCUUAUUGGAGCUUGGAGUGACCGUUGCACAUCCCGGUUUGGACGCCGGAGACCGUUUAUUUUCGCUUUGGCAAUAGGGGCGUUGGUCGGUCUAACUCUGGUGCUGAACGGGCGGGACAUCGGAGGAGCGCUGGCGGACACGGCUUCUAAUCACAAAUGGGGUAUAAUACUGACGGUGUGCGGUGUGGUACUGAUGGACUUCAGUGCAGAUUCAGCAGACAAUCCGAGUCACGCCUACAUGAUGGACGUGUGCUGCCCAGAGGACCAGGAUCGGGGAUUGAACAUCCAUGCUCUGCUGGCAGGACUCGGAGGUGGCUUCGGGUACAUCGUGGGCGGCAUUAACUGGGACCAAACCCAUUUCGGAAAGUCAAUGGGAGGUCAGCUGCGGGUCGUCUAUGUUUUCACCAGCAUCACCCUGGUGAUCGCCACAGCCAUGACUCUUACGAGUAUCCCCGAGCGAGUGUUGCCAAAGAGCCAGCCCUCCAGCAAAAACCAUCUGAAGAGCCCCAACCUUCUCCUUCCUCUGUCCCCGCCUGCUCCACCGGGAUCUGAGCUGGCAGGGGACGACGAGAGCGAAGGAGGUCACUAUGAUUAUUGCUUGUCAAAUUCGAGCCACCCUGACUCUUUGGCGCAUUCCUGCAGUGCCAACGCCCGCCUCUGCGCCGGCCUCACGAGCCCCAUAUCACCCAUGAGCCCCCUUACGCCAAAAUAUGGCAGCUUUAUAAGUCGGGACAAUUUCCUCAUCGGUAUCAAUGAAUUUGCCUCCUCACUGGGGACUUCCUACAUAGACUGUGUUCUCAUAGACUGCUACGCGGGGCAACAGACACCACAGGGUCUCCUGGCCCCUAAAUCUAUAUCCAUGCCUCCGGGUGACGCCCCUCCCCCAGAAGAGUCCACCCAGGCAGAGAGGCAACUCGAUAGGGUGUGUCAACCAGACACAGAAGGUGCCCCACAGUACCAAACAGCAUCUCAGGUCACAUCGGUGCCGCAGCCCGGUCCAGAACCACGUCGAGGGUCCACCACCGGAAUCCUGAAGCGACCCCAGAGUCUGGCACUCACGGAGGAGCCUAUAGCGACCCAGAUCGUCGGGAUGGAGAACGGACGUAGGAGAACUGUAACAUUUAGCCACCAGGUUGCAAACAUUUUGCUGAAUGGCUUGCGCCACGAGAGCGAUCUAAGCGAGAAUGCGGAGACGGGGGAUUCUCACAUGUCAAUGAAACUCUUGUGUAUAGCCAUUUACCGGAUGCCUCCCUCACUGCGCAGCUUAUGCACUAACCAUUUUUUGGGCUGGCUGUCCUUUGAAGGCAUGCUUCUCUUCUACACGGACUUCAUGGGGGAAGUCGUAUUCGAAGGUGACCCCAAAGCGCCCCACGACUCCGACGCCUACCAGCGCUACAAUGCCGGGGUCAGCAUGGGCUGCUGGGGCAUGUGCAUCUAUGCAUUCAGCGCUGCUUUCUACUCAGCCAUAUUGGAUAAACUGGAGGAGCGCUUCUCUCUGCGCACGCUCUACUUUUUUGCGUACCUGGCGUUUGGACUGGGUACAGGUCUGGCCACGUUGUCCACCAACCUCUACGUGGUGCUGUCCCUUUGCGUCACCUACGGGGUGCUCUUCUCUUCGCUAUGCACACUGCCUUACUCACUGCUGUGUGAUUACUACCAAAGCCCUCAGUUCUGCGGCUCAUCCGAGGAGGGCACCCGACGCGGGAUGGGGGUAGACAUCUCACUGCUCAGCUGCCAGUACUUCCUGGCGCAGAUCCUGGUCUCUGUGGCGAUGGGGCCCCUGACGUCACUUGUGGGCGGCGCCCAGGGGGUGAUGUACUUCGCCAGCCUGAUGUCGUUUGUGGGCUGCGCAUAUUCAUCCCUCUGCGUUGUAUAUCAGCUGCCCGCCGCGGAGGGUGAGCCCGCCGAAAGCGAGACAUGGCCGCUGCUGGCGCAAAUUUAGUCCCGAUAGGACGCAUCCUGCCGCGCACUGUACAGCACAAGCAGGCAAUUUUACAGCUUUCAACGACACAGCCAGACAGACAUUGUGUUCAUACAGUGUGUGCGCUCAUGCUCAUGCGUUUGCAUUCACUUUUGCAUUUUGUAUAGCAUCCCCUUAGGAUGGGAAUCACUACUUUACAGCAGGGGCGGAGAACGUAUAGAUAGACCGAAGCUGGAGCACGUAAGCGAGGCUAGCUGGCUGAGUACACAAAACCCACCUCACGCUAGUCACAUAACCCAAAAAUGGGAUGGGCAAAUUCCUGCUCAAGAUAUUCAAUAGCUACAUGUGAUUUUUAAAAUGGACAAAUGGGUGAGAUUAUUUGUAAAUGAAACUAAACAAAAUUAUCACUCAUAUAAAUGUAAAAUGUUCACUGUCAUUAGCCUCAUAGAAUACUUGCCCAAAUCUUUAAUUUUUGGUGGGGGGGGGGGGGGGGGGCUGGGACAAAGAAAAAAAAACAAGUCAACCAAUGGGAAGAAUGCAAUUGCCUUAAAUCAAACUUUGUGAAUUUCCAUAUCCUGGAUGUCAUAUAAUCUA